AUGGCAGGCUCUCAGCAGUACAAAGACGUUGAGAUUCUCUUCAUCCUAAAGGCCAUUCUUCUCGGGCUGUCGUUCCGAUGGAUCGUCGACAUGUUUGAGAAGCGCUUCGGCCGCAGGCUGACCGACAACCAGCUCCGGUACAUCAAGAACAAGUACGGGAGAGACCCUCGCUUCGGCACCCCCGUUGCCAACGCGCAAAACUUUGGAGCCAGCCAGGCCAGCGAGUGGCCCCAGGACGACUCCAUCCUCGGCAUAGACUUUUGCCUCUUUGAGUCCCGCGGCCAGCACGUCCCCCAGCCUGACCUGCGGGUGACGGCUUCUAUUCCCCCUCGCACCAACACCCCGUCUUCUUCACCUCGACCUGCUGCUACCCCGCCGCAGCCUCUGGCCGGUCGGAAGCGCUCCCGGGACGCCGAGGAUCAAGUCGACGAGCUGGCCAGCCGAAGCCCCUCUUCUCUGUCCAGCUGCGACAAACAUCCCCCCGGUCUUCUGGCCAGCUUGCUUGAGUACCCUUUACUACCGCCUCUUGGGUCCUCCGCGGACGGGAGCCUGCUCUCUCCCCAGGAUUCUGCCCUGUACGCUGUUGAUGCGCGAACCACAAGCCAUCUCCUCGCCCACGGCGCUGGCGACUUUUCCACUUGGGACACGCACCAUCACACUCCUUUUGACCAUCUACCGUCUGGAUACCCCGACUCCUCGGCCUGCACGGGCCUCUUGCCCUGCCAUACUCCUAUCCAAGGAUUCCCGCCGGAAACCCACGUACCGAUAACGACGACCCUACAGUCCCCAUAUCAAGGACCCCGUCUCCACGAAGCAUACCCGAGCACAACUGCCAACGGGAUACAUGUGUGCCGCACGCCGUGCCCAUCGGAAACAUGCCUGCAGGACCUGCCGGUCUGCUCGCCAGAUGAGCUCAGCGAUGCGAAUACCAGCGACGAACAAGAGUUUGACGCAGUGGUUGCGUCUACAACCAUCACCGCUACUGAUACCGAUACCGACUGCAGAAAGCUGCUGUGCUCGCUCGCCGCCAUCGGAAACACAGCCGAUGGUGCGGCGUCCGCCGACGACGAAAGCCUUUUCAUGGCGCAGUUGGACGAGGCCUUCCUGCUGGGCUUGUCUGCAAUGCCCGACGAUAGGUUAAGCACGCAGACCGGCAAGCCGUACAUAUAA
Ustilaginoidea virens is the source of this 1170-nucleotide messenger RNA. RefSeq lists its product as uncharacterized. NCBI's taxonomy places the organism in Eukaryota, Fungi, Ascomycota, Sordariomycetes, Hypocreales, Clavicipitaceae. The coding region runs from base 1 to 1170 and encodes 389 amino acids. The record is from RefSeq and is a predicted model, not a curated record. The transcript is spliced from 4 exons.